Messenger RNA from Protomyces lactucae-debilis, 798 nucleotides. RefSeq lists its product as uncharacterized. The record is from RefSeq and is a predicted model, not a curated record. The coding region runs from base 1 to 429 and encodes 142 amino acids. The transcript has 2 exons. NCBI's taxonomy places the organism in Eukaryota, Fungi, Ascomycota, Taphrinomycetes, Taphrinales, Protomycetaceae.
AUGUCAUCUCUAGCCAACUCCAUUCAGGAACUUGACUUGACAGCGGCCCUUUCCCCAGACUAUACAAGCCAUCAUGUUCCGUCAGACUACUCGCCUCUUCUCUACUCAUUCAAGACCAUCACAGAAACGGUCAAGCAACCCAUCGCCAAAGGUGGAGUCGCUUCGGAAGCCGCAUUGAAGGCUACCGAAGCCGUUGACUCUGUUGCACAAGCUGCUAGGAAUGUUGCUGGUUCUGCUGCAGCCCAAGUCAAGGGUACCGCCAAACAGGCUGAAGGUGCUGCUGAGAAUUUGACGUCGGGCUCAGCUACUGCUCAGGUGAAGGGUACGGCUCAGCAGGCUGAGGCUGCUGCCAAGUACGCUCAGGGUUCUGCUACAAAGAAGGUGGAUGAGUUGAAGCAGGCUGCGAAAGACACGCUCAACAAGCUUUAGGACCGUUCAUACUCAUCCAAGUCAUGCUCAUGGAAAGAACCUCUUUGAUUCUAUAUUGAGUGAAUGGCACAGGGCCCUAGUUCGGUAUACAUGGACCGAUCGAGGUAGUUUCUGCUUGCAAUGGAAGAAUGCGAUGUAUCCGUAAAGGCAAUGUGUGCAAUGAUUUGAGCACCCAAAAAGGUCGCUUCCUCCGGGACGCCUUUGCUCGAUGCAUUGCCUGUUGCGAUAUCUGCUUCACGUAUAUUCCAUUCCGGAAAGUGGACAGGGAUUUUGAUGGCACGUAGAAUCGUCGGGUAGGCUCCAAUUGUUGGCGCUUGUGCUUGUCCGUAGGGGUCAUAGAUAGCAACAGGGGCAGCGCCCAAUUGACCG